Molecule: messenger RNA, 2108 nt
Organism: Ilex paraguariensis (yerba mate)
Lineage: Eukaryota; Viridiplantae; Streptophyta; Magnoliopsida; Aquifoliales; Aquifoliaceae
Source: the annotation of a GenBank genome assembly
UUCAUCUCUUGUUGUGUCUUUUCUUGUGUGUUUGUUCAAUUUAUGAGGGUAUUCACUUGAGCUUAUUGAAAUUCAGUUCAUUCAUUGUCAGGCAUAACUUGGAAUUAUCUAUCAAAUACUUACUCAUGGAAGCUCCAGAAGAAAAGUCAGUGGCUAAAGAGAGUGAUGAAGGCUCUUCGAACAGAGACAACCACCACCCAGUUGAUCAUCUUCCUCCUCCUAUACAAAAGGUUGAAGUACCAAGUGAAAUAAUUGAAGAAACAAGAACCAGUCAACAUGAGAGGCAGCAAAACCUAUUUAUGGAGAUACCCACACGAACAGUUGAGGGCUUUCCAGAGGAUUUUGUGAGAAUAAACAUGCCCCCAACACCAAGUGCAACUCCCAAAAGGGUGAAUUUUUCCCCACUGCCCAGUCCUAGUUAUGCAAAAUUCAAUGGGUUUUCAAGUCCCUCACCAUCUAGAGGAAAAUCAUCAAUGAAAAGCCUCCUCCCUAAAUUAAGCUUCAAGUUCCGGCGUACAAAUUCAGACAUUGAGAAGGCUGCUAUCCUAGCCCUAGGAGGAACGCACUCAGGAACGCGGGGGAAAAGUUUGAUUCCAAGGACAUUGUCUUUUACAAAGCUUCUCACACCCAAAACGAAGAUCACGUCAUCUUUGCCAGUUACCCCAAUUGCACACUCAACUCCAGAGUCUAUGCAUGGAGGAAACACAACUGACGGACUCAAUUCAUCUAAAGGUGGUACCCAACUUCCUAUUCAUCGUUCACGUUCUGUUCCCGUAUUAAAUAAAGAUCAAAGCAUAAGACAGAUGGAUUAUCUAGGUAGUGUCUUUCGUGUUAUUCCAACUACUCCUCAAGUGGCACAAGGAACUGUUGCGACAUCAAACUCAGCUCCUACAGUUGAUGCUGAUGUAAAGGAUAAUGAUGGUGAAGAUAUUCUGGAAGAAGAAGCAAUCUGCAGAAUCUGCUUUGGCGAACUUGGGGAGGGUGCUGAUACCCUCAAGAUGGAGUGUAGUUGCAAAGGCGAACUUGCCCUGGCUCACCAAGCAUGUGCAGUAAAAUGGUUUAGCAUCAAAGGUAAUAAGACCUGUGACGUGUGCCAGCAAGACGUUCGGAAUCUACCUGUCACCCUUUUACGAAUUCAAAAUGCUCAGCCCCGUAGUUUGCAAGGAAGUGGAGUUCAGCAGGCUGAAAUUGCUAGAUACAGGGUUUGGCAGGAUGUACCUGUUCUUGUUAUUGUCAGCAUGCUUGCCUAUUUUUGUUUUCUGGAGCAACUUUUGGUUGCAAAAAUGGGAUCUGGUGCAAUUGCAAUAUCUCUGCCAUUUUCCUGCAUAUUGGGUCUCCUUGCAUCAAUGACAUCAACCACUAUGGUUAGGAGAAGAUAUGCUUGGAUUUAUGCAACAAUUCAGUUUGGACUGGUGGUUCUCUUUGCGCAUGGUUUUUAUUCACUGCUUCACGUGCAGGCGGUUCUAUCAGUUCUUCUUGCCACAUUUGCUGGAUUUGGAGGUGCAAUGUGUGGGACGUCUAUUAUUCUUGAGUUUUUAAAGUGGAGGAGGUGGCAUACUUCAUCGAAUCGGCAGCGUGAUGCUCAGCAGGUGACACAGCCACAACAGUCUUCAGAAACUGCUCAGACACCUCAAACAGAUCCUCAGCAGCAUGAAACCGAAUUGGAGGAUUCAAGUAUUUUGCAUCGUAGCCUAGUUGAAAUUACAUUGUAAUUUGUUUGCUUAAUAAACGAGGAACAGAAUAAGGGUGGUUUCCUGUUUGUAUAGAAUCUCAAAGUGUUUGAAGUAUCGCAAGAUACUGAGUUUAUUUAUGAGCUGAAGAAGGAUGACUCCUGAUGUUAUAGAGUUUGUCCGGCAACUGUAAAGUUCUUUGUUGGGCUCUUUUAGUUAGCAUAUCGAGGCCAUGCAUGGUGGUUUCAGUACAACAUGAAAAUAUGCUAUUACUGAAUCAUCCGGUUACUGGAGGGGAGUCAAACUUAAAACUCUUUAUAUUUGGCUUUUCGUCCGAUUUUGUACCGUAGGGAUGAUCACAACAUAUUUAUCUCCCAGUGAAUGAGUUUUUAUGUUUUUCAAGCUGUGUGGCCUUUACUCAAUGAUAUUUUCCUUGAG